Molecule: messenger RNA, 1383 nt
Organism: Ixodes scapularis (black-legged tick)
Lineage: Eukaryota; Metazoa; Arthropoda; Arachnida; Ixodida; Ixodidae
Exons: 1
Coding region: 1-1383 (460 amino acids)
Source: RefSeq, a predicted model, not a curated record
AUGACUCGUCUCAAUGGUGAAGACGAAUUCGAAUUCAGCGUGCACCACUUUCAUUCUUUCGUGCACACGGUCUGGGCCGAAGGUAGCAUUCGCGAUGCUCUACAGACUGCAUGCGCCGAGAUCUGUGCUCGCCUCGAACAGUAUCAAGAACGAGGAUCUGGGCUUGUCGUCGUCGCCAUUCAGACCUGCACCAUCACCGUUGGACGUUUCAUUCCGCCCACGGUAGGUUGUGCAAGCUGCGUGUUGCCCGGUGAAAUCCAAAGCAGACAGUGCCUAGUAAAUGUGACCGAGCAACUGAAUGACUCGGAAAGAAACAUGUGCUUUGUGUUUUCUGUGCUCGCCGGUCUCCAUCCCGCACCCUAUAAUCGAUCGAGAACUUCUUGCUACCGAGACUAUAUGACCAAGUAUUGGUUCCCCACCAGGUAUCGAGUGACGUUUCCGCAAGACAUGCAGGCUUUCGAGAGGAAAAACUCCGUGUCCGUGAACGUGUACGGUUAUGAUCGAGAACAAAGGUUUGUCUACCCACUCGAAGUCAUCAAUAGCGAGUUGGAGAAGCACGUCGAUUUGCUCCUAAUAGACGAUCACUUUGUUCUAAUCACCAACUUUGCCGGACUGUUCGCGAACAGCCGCAGUCACCGUUUUCGCUGUAAAAGGUGUAUGAUGGGCUUUCGCUUUCGCACUGCGCUGGGGAGUCAUUUAUUGUUGUGUAAAGAAAAGAAGGCAAUCCGAACAGUGUGUCCUGCAAAGGGGGACGCGCUGUAUUUCCGGAGCCCACACGCGAUGGAACCUUUCCCCUACUUUUGCGUCUACGAUUUCGAGGCCAUUCUGGAAGCGGAAAACAUGGGUCAGGCUUACGAGAAGCACGUCCCCCGUUCAUUUUGCAUACUCGUAAUCCGAUCCACGGACUCGCGCAUCGUCGAACAGUUUUUGUACUGGGGCGAGGACUGCGUGGAAAAGUUCAUUUCCAUCUUUAAUGAAUUGUCAAAACUCAUUGGCGAAUGGAUUCGAAGUGAGGAAGUGCCAAUGGUGAGUGUAAACGAAGAGGCUCAUGCGUCGGUCUCUCACUGCGUGAUUUGUGGCGAAUCGUUUGGAAAUCGAAAGAGAAAAGUCAAAGAUCACGACCACUUCACCAGAUCGUGCAGGCAGGCGUCGUGUCAGGGAUGCAAUUUAAAUCUGGGAGUAAACAAGAAAGUCAUUCCAGUGCUUGCGCACAACCAUUCGUAUGACCUGGCCUUUACACUACCAAAACUCGACUUAUUCGAGUCUAAGGAUAUUAAAGUGCUCGCCACUAGCUGCCAGCAAUUUAAGCGACUCGACGUGGGUAACCUGCGGUUUCUCGACAGUCUGGCAUUUCUCCCCGCCAGCUUGGACGCGCUGGUUUAG